This is a messenger RNA of Heterobilharzia americana, 606 nucleotides long. NCBI's taxonomy places the organism in Eukaryota, Metazoa, Platyhelminthes, Trematoda, Strigeidida, Schistosomatidae. The record is from the annotation of a GenBank genome assembly.
AUGCAAGAUCCAAACGCAGAUACUGAGUGGAAUGACAUUUUACGUCAGAAGGGAAUUCUACCGCCAAAGAAGACUGAACCACCAGAAGAACUUCCUGUACCACCUGAUCCCAAAUCCAUUCUAGAUAACUUAACAUCAGAAGAAUUGGAAGAGAAUGACCAAAGCCGACUGGACAACAGAAUAACAAAUGCUGGUGAUAUGUUCGUCGUUGUACAUAUUGGUGAAAAAGGCAAUACACUAUGCAGUCUGAUUGAUGAUCAUUUUCGAAAAUUGGCACCAAAAUUCCCUUCAGUGAAAUUUCUUCGUGGUGAAUCCAGUUUAUGUAUUCCAAAUUAUCCAUCCAACAAUUUACCAUCGAUUCUUGUUUACAAAGCUGGUGAUUUGAAAGAACAAUUGAUUGGUCCUGAUGCUGUUGGUGGGAAUACAGUCACUUUAAAAAAAUUAGAAUGGCGUCUAGCCCAAUUAGGCAUAUUGGAAUCGAAGUUGACUAAGGAUCCUUCGAAGAGGAUAAAAAUCAAAGUAGCUAACAGUAAUCAUAUUAAGCGUAUAGCUGGUGAAUCAUCUGGCGAUGAUGAUAUUAAUAAUAGUGAUAGUGAGGAUGAUUGA